AUGAGUGAUUCAACACAAAGCUCAUCAGAAGCUCGGCGUAAUCGGACAUGCGAGGUACCGGAUCCAUCCCCUAAAUCGGGCAGAGGAACAGGCUCAGCUAAUGAUCUCCCUCAGGGGUGUCGAAAGAGGAAAAUCAAGUGCGUUACGGAUUUAAGCUCCAAGGAUCUUUCCGGCAGAUGUUCUAGGUGCAAUAAAAUGGAUCUAGAAUGUAUUUACAACCCCCCCGCAAUAAAGAGAAAACGGAAGAGAAACGAGACUCGGAUCCGUGAGCUUGAGCAAAAGCUUGAAGAGGUUCAACAGUCUAUUUCGAAGGAGCAAGGCGCCAACCGAUGUACCCCACUGGCUUCGGGGGUGUCUUCAAUGACAGAGCCCAUUGAUGGUUCUUUACUGGCAUCCAGCCAAAUCACUGACGGGCAUUCGGGUUGCGAAUCAUCACCUGGGAUAUCUGAGAGGGCCUUUGCAAAGGGACCUGUCAAGGAUGAUCCCAUAUAUCGCGGCAUUAUUGAAGAAUCUUUGGCGGACAAACUCUGCAUUGUGUUUUGCACGGAAAUGCUCCCUCAUUAUCCCUUGAUCUUACCCCCUGCACCAAUAUCAUACAAGACUCUUCGCGAUGAUCGACCUGCAAUUCUCCGCGCAAUCAUAGCAACAGCAUCAAGCAUUUAUGCACCUGACCUUUGGAAAUUCUUGUUCCAGGAUGCUGAACGCUACAUUAUGGAGCAGGCACUGAUGAGAGGCCGGAAAAGCCUGGAUCUUAUUCAGGCAGCAUUACUUCUUGCCACCUGGAGUCAUCCACCCAAGCGAUUUGAAGACCUUAAUUUUGGCCAGUUCGUAAACAUCGCUGUGACCAUGGUGCUUGAUUUACGGUCAUCGAAUGAUCUACGAUAUCUGAUUUCUUCUGAUCCUGUGGCAGCAUCAACAGAGGGCUCUUUGGAAGUUGCGAGAACGUUCUUGGCCUGCUACCUGCUCUCUUCUAGCAUAGCAAUGUCCUUACGUCGACCCAAUACUAUGCCAUACAACACCUGGGUUCGAGACUGUCUGGCUGUCUUGAAUUCCACUGCAACUACACAUAUCGGAGACCGUCGAUUGGUAGCAUGGAUUGAUCUGCAAAAGCUGGCAGAAGAGACUCUGGCCAUAGCUGGGAUUGAUGGAAACUCAUUAGGAAGGUCGACGGAUUCGCGAACUCCUCUGAUCCUCAAGAGCGGCCUAGAAAGAGUAAAGGCCUGGAGACAGACGGUCUCCGACGACAUUAUGCACGACACUCUCGACAUUCACUAUAAUGUGAUACUGUUGAAUCUUUCGGAACCCGGCCUACAUGGCAAGCAUAAUGCCAACGACUUUCGCCCCCCUUACGCUAUUAACACAAGACUUGCUGCAUAUCCAUUGACGGAAAACCAACCACACUUUAUUGACGCAUGUAUAGAAUGCUUGGAAGUAAGCCGUAAGAUAAUGCAGAUCUUUAAGCAUAUGUCAGCGGAGAGCAUACGCCAGAAGCCUGUGAUUGUUUUCACGAGGAUCAUGUAUGCUGCCGUCAUUAUUGUCAAACUGGCCGUGCUUGAAGAGCCAAAUUUCAAGGAGUCGCGCUCAUCAGCACCAGGCUCUGACAUGGAAAUCCUUCAUACAACCCUCGAUAAACUGGUGUUAGCCGCUGAAGGAUCGCGGUACUUCGUCCCAGCAACGUUUUGUGCAGUCCUUCGAAGAUUGCUCAGCCGAUGUGCUCAGAGGGAUUCGCAGGCAACCAAUGCACAUGAUGCACUCAUCGAACCCCUUACCAAUCUGGAACUGGAAGACUCGCCGGCUGAUCAUUCAUUAAUUCAGUCGCUUGCAGACACAGCUGACCAAAUUCCUCCUUAUCUACUAGAAGAGGAACUUCAGGUCUUUGAUAAUGGAUCGCCUUCCCUCGGCAUGGAUAGUCAAACCUCUUCAAACCCAUUAACACUAUUUGAUGACUAUGUGGAGAGUACGGCAGAUGAGGUAGCUUCUGUCAUGUUCUGGAAUAAUUUUCUCAGCGAGGCUUCGUUUUGA
Clonostachys byssicola is the source of this 2022-nucleotide messenger RNA. Lineage: Eukaryota; Fungi; Ascomycota; Sordariomycetes; Hypocreales; Bionectriaceae. The record is from the annotation of a GenBank genome assembly.